UUUCGCGUUAAUGUAUAGUGUGCAUGUGUAUAACAUAUGACGCAUAGCGCCGCUGCUAACACACUGAUUCGGCGUAGAAUGUGUUAGCCGACGCCGUGCGUUAUGGGCUACACACAUAAUACACACCAUACAUUGACUUGAAAUUGGCGUGAAAUGAGUGUCGACUAACGACAAAACAGCGUCCGAACUUAUGUAUGUGUGUCGCUACACACAGUAAGCGGCUCACACGCCGAUGUCGAACGUGAAUUCAACGUACACACUAUCGCUGCGAACAGCAGUUUCGAAACGUAUGUAUGGGUUUGAAUGUGUAUCGCCAACUGAAUUUGUCGUCAUUGAAUAUACUGUGUCUUUUUAUGUUUGCGCAAUUAUGUCGAAAAUUACUGAAUUCUAUAAAUCAGUAAAAAAUAAUCAUUGUAAUGAACAACAAAUUAAUGGAAAUUCUGAAUCGGCAUCAUCUGCUACACAAUUUUAUGGAGACUGCUUAGAAAAUCUGAUUCUUGAGUGUAAUAAAAGUGAUUGCAUUUCCAUCAAAGCAACACUCGAAUCACAGUUGAAGGAUUUGGAGCAAAAAUGUGAAAACGUUGAAGAAGCAGUUAAAAUCGGCAUGGAAAUCGUGGCUGAAAAAAAUACUAAAAUCGAAUAUUUAAUGAAGCAAGUUGAAGUUUUUCGAAAGGGAAAUGUUUUGCCUGAUGUCGCUGCCGAUCAAAAUGAAGAUCCAAACUCCUCACAAAAGUCGACUGUUGUUAGCGAGCGAAAAGUGGUUCCUGCCACUAAUAUCGAGUCAAAGUCUACACAAAAUUCCUCGAAAAAUGUCGACGAAAUGUUCACCUCAUAUGAAAACCAUUUCAAAAAAAAUCAGUUGAGCUAUUUGCGCUCGCUCGACCCGCGUAUGGAAAUGGAUUCACACUUCAUUAAUACAGCCGUGAAAGCAUUGUAUGAUGGCAGACUGAAUGUUCUUCAGAAUAAAUCAGUGACUGGUCGAAGCAAACCUGGUCAAACAAAAGAAGCUGUGACACCCGAAAAGCAUCGUAUUCUGAACGGAAUAUACAGCGAACGCAUACUUACUACGACUGCAGAAAGUGCUGAAAUAGUUGCAAGAAAAAAGAAGCUAAAUAAAUAUAUUAAAGACGCAAUACACAACAUUACUAAAUCGGUUGAUUCAAAAGACUUGGAAAAAGAAACAUGUCAACGUUUAGCGGAUAAAAUGAAUGAAUAA
Messenger RNA from Sitodiplosis mosellana (orange wheat blossom midge), 1216 nucleotides. RefSeq lists its product as uncharacterized. Lineage: Eukaryota; Metazoa; Arthropoda; Insecta; Diptera; Cecidomyiidae. The record is from RefSeq and is a predicted model, not a curated record. The transcript has 2 exons. The coding region runs from base 233 to 1216 and encodes 327 amino acids.